This is a messenger RNA of Pezoporus occidentalis (night parrot), 2552 nucleotides long. Its product is annotated as zinc finger protein RFP-like. The record is from RefSeq and is a predicted model, not a curated record. The transcript is spliced from 10 exons. The coding region runs from base 23 to 2497 and encodes 824 amino acids. NCBI's taxonomy places the organism in Eukaryota, Metazoa, Chordata, Aves, Psittaciformes, Psittacidae. Gene Ontology annotation, molecular function: zinc ion binding; protein binding; ubiquitin protein ligase activity. Gene Ontology annotation, cellular component: cytoplasm. Gene Ontology annotation, biological process: protein ubiquitination.
CCGCGCGUCCCAUCGCAGCGCCAUGGCCGCGCAGAGCCCCGCGGACACCCUGCGCAGCGAAACCUCCUGCUCCAUCUGCCUCGGUUACUUCCAGGACCCGGUCUCCAUCCCCUGCGGACACAACUUCUGCCGCGGCUGCAUCUCCCGCUGCUGGGAAGGGCUGGAAGCGCCGUUCUCCUGCCCCCAGUGCCGGCAACCGGCCCCGCAGCGCAGCCUCCGCCCCAGCCGCGAACUGGCCAACAUCGCGCUCAUCGCCCGCAGCAUGAGCCUGGGAGGAAGGGCAGGGGCAGGAGGAGGAGGAGGAAGAGGAGGAGGGUGGGAGACGCUCUGCGGGCAGCACCAGGAGGCUCUGAAGCUCUUCUGCACCGAGGACCUGCAGCCCAUCUGCGUAGUGUGCGACCGGGCCCGUGCCCACCGCGGCCACAGCGUGGUCCCCAUCGAGGAAGCUGCGGAGAAGUACAAGGAAGAAAUCCUGAGCUGCCUGCGGGCUCGGAGGGAGGAGAGGGCAAAGUACCUGGAAAGCAGGAAAGCCGGAGGAAGGAGGAGCUCGUACCUGGACCGGACCCGGACCGAAGGGAGGAGGACGGCGGGGGAGUUCCAUCAGCUGCAGCGGUUCCUGCGGGAGCAAGAGCGCCUCCUGCUGGCAGAGCUGGCGCAGCUGGACCGCGCCAUCGCCCGGGCGCAGGAGGAGGCGGCGGCCAAGGUCUCGGAGGAGAUGUCCCACCUCGACACCCUCCUGUGGGAGAUGGAGGGCACGUUCCAGCAGCCCCCGAGCCUCUUCCUGCAGGACAUCAGAAGACUCUUGGAGAGCUGUGAGAUGAUGAAGUUCAAGCCCCCGGUAGAGAUUUCCUCCCAUCUGGAAAGGAGACUCGAGGACUUCGUGCAGAGAAAUGUCCUGGUGAGGGGCACAUUGAGGAGGUGCCAAGACAGCCUGAUGUUUAAACUGCAAGAGCCAACCAACGUCACCCUGGACCCCUCCACGGCUCACCCCAACCUCCACAUCUCCGAGGACCUCAGGGAAGCCCGAGGCCACCUCCAGGCGCAGGACGUGCAGGACACCCCAUGGAGGUUCAACUACGAGCCCUGCGUGCUGGGGCAGCCGGGCUUCACCUCGGGCAGGCACUUCUGGGACGUGGACGUGGGGCAGGGGGGGGUCUGGGCGCUGGGGGUGGCCCGAGCAUCCAUCCCCAGGAAGGGACCCCUGAGCCUCACGCCCAAGGAGGGGGUUUGGGCGCUGGAGGCUUUUCACUCCCUCACGUCCCCCCGCGCCAGCGCGCGCCCGAGCCCCGUCCCCAGCAGGAUCCGGGUGUCCCUGGACUAUGAAGGGGGCCGGGUGGCGUUUUUCAGUGCUGCCGACGAGGCUCCCCUCCUGGUUUACACCAGAGCCUCCUUCAACGGGGAGAGGCUCCUGCCCUGGUUCAAGAUGGGGAUGGGCGCGCGCCUGCAGGACAUCAGCCAAGCCCUGCCCUCUGAGGAGCAGCCCCUGAGUGGGCAGCUCAUGGCCCCUCUGGACUGGGUUGGGUUCAGGUUCCCGCUCCGGAUCUGUCCUGAAGAGGCAAGCCAAAAAUGCCACCAAAUUCCCAGAGAAUUCCCAGCUGGACACCGAGGCACAAGGGCGAGAAGAGAAGAACCAGCAACCAGACAUAAGGAGCACCGUCAGCAGGUAUGUGGCCUCUCCAAAAGGCUGUUCCAUGGGGUUUUCCAAGAGCCAUGGUGGAGCAAUGCCCAUGGCGGCUGCUUCAGGGGGUCUGGAAGGGCAUUUGGGUACCACCACCACUAUGUGUUCAUCACCUCAUUCCUGGUGGCACCAGAUUCCCCCGGUGGUGACGAUUCCAAAGGUGAGGUUUUCCUCUUCCCUAGAUGUGGAAAAGCGACUUUCCAGCUCCCAGCAGAUGCCUCUCCGGAGUCAGAAGAGAGAUCCUGUCACUUCUCCUGGAGGAACGGAGGGCUGAAGGAGACCCUGAGGAAGCUGCAAGCCACCGUGACGCUGGACCCGGACACUGCGCAUCCCGACCUCAUCCUGUCGGAGGACGGGAAGAGCGUGCGGCGCGGCGCGGGCCGCCGGGACGUGCCGGACAACCCGGAGCGCUUUGACUACUGGCCCUUCGUGCUGGGCUGCCAGGGCUUCGCGGCCGGGCGGCACUGCUGGGACGUGGAGGUGGGCGACAGCGGGGACUGGGCGCUGGGGGUGGCCCGGGACUCCAUCCACCGCAAAGGGCACCUCAGCCUCUGCCCGCAGGGAGGGAUCUGGGGCUUGGAGAAGUGGGGGGGGCAGGUGCGGGCCCUCACCGCCCGCAAGGUGACGCUGCUGCCGCUGCGCUGGGUACCGCGCAGGGUCAGCGUCCACCUGGAUUACGGCGGCGGGACCGUGGCGUUCUUCGAUGCCGAUGAAGGGGGGCUCAUGUUCAUCUUCUCCCGAGCGGCGUUCACCGGGGAGAGGGUCCGGCCCUGGCUCUGGGUGGUGGGGGCCAGGUCCCAGCUCAGGCUGUGUCCGUGAGACACUGGGGGGAGCAUCCCCUAACCCCAACCCAGAGCAGCAUCCCCUAAACCAG